AUGGAGGAUAUAGAUAAAACACCAGUUCAAGUUGACAUGUCAACGCCGACGACAAGCGACCCCGAGAUACAACACCAUGUUGGCAAUGAAGAAAAGCGAAAUUCACUUGACGAGGUAGACGCAGAGCAGGGAAUAAUUCGAGAUGGACCAGAAGCACAAAAUAAACAACCCCAAGAUCCAAAUAUCGUGGAUUGGGAUGGACCUAACGAUCCUGAAAACCCUUUGAAUUGGACGAAAGCGAAAAAAGUCAAUGCGACAAUUUCUAUCGCACUAAUCACGGUUUUAACACCCCUUGGUUCGUCUAUGUUUGCACCGGGAAUCCCAGAACUUAUUAAGGACUUCCACCUGACAAGUACGGAGCUUGAAUCGUUUGCGGUCUCGGUCUAUCUACUCGGCUACUGCUUUGGUCCCCUCAUUAUUGCCCCGGUGUCGGAAAUGUAUGGGCGAAGAAUCGUCUAUAAUACCUGCAACAUCAUCUACAUCAUUUUCACCAUCGCUUGCGCUGUUGCUCCUGAAAUUGGUAGCCUGAUCGUAUUUCGAUUCUUUGCUGGUAUUGGAGGAAGUUGUCCUCUGACAAUAGGUGCGGGAUCAAUCGCGGACAUGUUUGCUCAGGAACAACGAGGUAGUGCGAUGGCUGCUUGGGCCAUUGGGCCAUUGAUUGGACCAGUCAUUGGACCCGUCGCUGGUGGAUAUUUAUCUCAAGCAAAGGGUUGGCGAUGGACAUUCUGGGUGCUUGCUAUGGCUAGCGCUGCUGUUGUUAUAACUUCAUUCUUCACGAUCAAAGAGUCAUAUGCACCUACUUUACUGGCUCGCAAAGCAAUAAGACUGCGAAAGGAAACCGGCAACCCGAAUCUGCGCUCCAUUCUCGACACAGGCCUUGAUCCAAAGCGCCUGUUCAAACAAUCAAUUAUUCGUCCUACCAAGAUGCUCUUCUUAUCGCCUAUUGUCUUUUUGCUAUCUCUAUAUGUCGCCCUGAUCUAUGGAUACCUUUAUCUACUGUUCACCACAUUCACUGAAGUAUUUGAGUCACAGUAUGAAUUUUCCCAGGGCUCUGUAGGAUUAUCAUACCUUGGAAUUGGCGUUGGCUCUCUGCUUGGCCUUUUUGUACUAGGCACAACAUCAGACCGUCUGCUAAAGUACCUUACUGCAAAGAAUGGCGGAACUUCGAAGCCCGAGUAUCGAUUACCUCCCAUGAUUCCUGGAACUUUCUUUGUUCCAAUUUCAUUGUUCAUUUAUGGGUGGACAGCGUAUUACAAAGUGCAUUGGAUUGUUCCCAUUAUUGGGACUGGGUUCCUUGGAGUCGGAAUGCUUAUCGCAUUUAUGACCGUCAGUACAUACUUGGUUGAUGCAUAUACUGUAUAUGCUGCAUCUGCUAUGGCGGCAAACACCGUUUUCCGGUCCUUAGCUGGUGCCUUGCUCCCGCUCGCGGGGCCCAAGAUGUACGAGACACUGGGACUAGGCUGGGGCAAUUCCUUGCUUGGAUUCAUUGCUCUGGCGUUGUCCCCACUUCCCAUCAUCUUUUAUAUGUUUGGUGAGCGCAUCAGGACAAGCAAGCGCUUCAAUGUGACGUUUUAG
Penicillium angulare is the source of this 1575-nucleotide messenger RNA. RefSeq names its product MFS transporter. The transcript has 6 exons. Bases 1 to 1575 code for a protein of 524 amino acids. Gene Ontology annotation, biological process: transmembrane transport. The record is from RefSeq and is a predicted model, not a curated record. Gene Ontology annotation, cellular component: membrane. NCBI's taxonomy places the organism in Eukaryota, Fungi, Ascomycota, Eurotiomycetes, Eurotiales, Aspergillaceae. Gene Ontology annotation, molecular function: transmembrane transporter activity.